Molecule: messenger RNA, 492 nt
Organism: Puccinia triticina
Lineage: Eukaryota; Fungi; Basidiomycota; Pucciniomycetes; Pucciniales; Pucciniaceae
Exons: 5
Coding region: 1-492 (163 amino acids)
Cellular component (GO): membrane
Source: RefSeq, a predicted model, not a curated record
AUGGCUGCGGUUGAGCCGAUCGGCGCCUGCCAGCCGUGCCCCAUCGACGAGAUCGGCACCCCGGUGUGUGCGGUCUACCAUAACCGCCGCCUGGUGGACUGUGUUUACCUCGGAAGUUCGUCACCUGCUCUUAUUGCCUCAGUCCUCCGUCCGCCGAGCGUCUUUGCCACUGGCCUGAUCAUCCACCACCCGUCGAUCGACCCGGCACUGUCGGGGGUCCAGGAGGGGGACCAGAGCGGCCCGCCGGCCCGCCGCGCCCUGGCCUCGUCGCACCAGGCCGACAUCGGCGCCGGGCUGGGCGCGGGCGAGUUCCAGACCUGGGAGGCGUGCGAGCGCGUGGUGCUCAAGGAACAGCAAGACUUCUACGAGUUUGUCCUGUGCAACCUCGCCAUCGCCGUCGUCUCCCUCGUCGUCUACGGCUUCCGCACUAAACAGCUCGUCAUCAAGCAGUACGGCAGACUCGCCGCCCGGAUCGGCAUCCUUCCUUCUUGA